Messenger RNA from Vespula pensylvanica (western yellowjacket), 2044 nucleotides. RefSeq names its product ionotropic receptor 75a-like. The record is from RefSeq and is a predicted model, not a curated record. Lineage: Eukaryota; Metazoa; Arthropoda; Insecta; Hymenoptera; Vespidae. The transcript is spliced from 10 exons. Bases 1 to 1899 code for a protein of 632 amino acids.
AUGAGUAUUAGAGUACUCAUUUUGUUAUAUGUCGUUCUACAUUCUUACGCCGAGGACAAUGAUUUUAUUAGUGAUUAUUUUGCGUUUAAAAAUGUCAAGAAUAUCGUUGGAUUUUCGUGCGGUGAUGUUACGAGCAAUUUUAAUCUUUUGAGAAAGCUAAAUCAUGCAGGAGUAUUCGCGAUUAUAAAAGAUCCUUUUUCGAAUCCAGAUGUACGUUUGAUAUUGAAUAGCGAUCAUUGGGCAGUAGGUGUUUUCGUGGAUUUACGUUGUCAUAAUGAAAAUCUCGAAUACAUUUUUUCCGAAAGUUCGGAACAUCGCAUGUACGGCUAUCUCUACAGCUGGUUAAUAUUAGGAUCAAAUCUAAAUCAAAGCAUAUCGAUUUUGAACGACACAGCUUACAGCAUGGCCACCGAUGUAGUUGUUGCUAUACCUAAUCAAAAUGGUUAUGAAAUGUAUGACGUAUUUAAUCAUUGCAAAUAUCGGGGUGGUUUACUAAAUGUAAUUAAAUACGGCACAUGGAAUCCUAAUGGAAAUUUGACUAUUUAUUUAAUGGAACCAAAAUUGAUUAGAAGAGGAGAUUUGAAUGGUUUGAGAUUAAAAAUAGCUGGUGUAAUUCAAUACAGACCUAAAAAUAUGCGAUUAAUCGAUUACAUGAAAGAUAUCAAUACUAGAUCUUUAGAAAGUAUGCACAAAUUUGUAUACUCCAUGAUAUCACACACUGGAGAUCUGUUUAAUUUUAGCGUACAUGCCGGAGAAAUAUAUUAUUGGGAUCGAAAUAGUAUACACGGCCGAAUGUUUGAACUUCUCAAAGACAAUUAUAUCGACAUUGCCAGCAAUCCAAGAGUUAUGGUGUCAGAAAGAUUAGAAUUUGCUAGUUUGAUCGGUGCAGCUUGGCCAGUUCGACCAUGUUUUAUGUUACUUUCUACUCCAACGAACAAAAUCAAAUUGGAUUUGUUUCUGAAACCUUUUACAGCAGGCAUUUGGGACACUUACGUAGUUUUCAUGAUCAUUUCGAUGAUCAUAGUCGGAUUGAUAUUGAAACGUGAAAAGGUAAAAAGCGAAGAGGGUUUCGGAGCUAUCGUUCUAACUAUUGGUAUCAUGAGUCAACAAGGAGCAUAUCUCUUUCCAAAAAAUUUAGCAGGUCGUAUAGCCGUGGUACAGAUAUUACUUUUUAGCUGGAUGAUGUACAAUUAUUAUUCCUGUAGUAUCGUAUCGGCUCGUUUGAGUGAACCAUUUGACAAAAUAGAAGAUUCUGUUGCAGUACUUGCCGAUACACAUAUGCGUAUUGCAGCAGAAGCUGUACCAUAUUUGAAUUAUCUAUUGAAAAAAUGGAAUUGGGAAUCAGAUUAUUUUAGAAAGAAACGUUGGGAUCCGUUGCCUCUAUCAAAAAGAUAUUUACCUAUAGAAGAAGGUAUCAGACAAGUUGGCCAAGGUAUUCUUGCUUAUCACACAGAUCCCAAUACAGCUUAUCCUUACAUCGAAAAGAUGUUUGAUUCAAGUCAGAUAUGUCAGCUGACGGAAAUUCAUCUCUUCAAAGAAUCGGUCAUGGGAAUGUAUUCUAGUCACAAUGCUCAAUUCUUAGAAAUAGCGAGAGUAGGUCUUAUCAAAAUGCAAAGUAGCGGGUUGCGAAAUCGACAAAUUAAAUAUUGGUCCUCGAAAAAACCUCAAUGUCAACAAGACGCUUUGUCAACGAGAAGUAUUACUAUUUAUGAAACAGCUUCAGCUUUUAUUCUACUUACGUUAGGUAUCCUUAUGUCAAGUGUUAUUUGCUUGACAGAAAAUAUUUAUUACCAUCGAUUCACGCAAAAAUUCACACAACAAAACGAAAAUUUUCGCUUAUCGAAACAGAGUAGCAAUCAAACGGACAACGCUAACGAGCUUCAAUUAAUUAGUAUUUAAUUUGAUAAAAUAUUUGAUUUUAUUAUCACUUAAACAAAUAUAAUUUGCACAUUUGCUUCAAUAUCAAAGAUAUUAUCCAUAAUAUCUUGCUUGUUGUACUAAUGGAGAAAUAAAAAAUUAAUAUUAAAUAAAUAAUUAAUAUCUA